AUGGCGGUCUUGUCGAAGUAUGAUAAGGCUGGUGUACAAUCUCUAUGCAUCCGCCUUUACGCUUGCAUCAAACACUGCAUGAAUUUUAGAUAAUAAAACUUGGAUUUUUUUUCUAUAUAUUUCGGUCUUACAUGAGCACGAACGAGCGCGAUAAGCUCUUAAAACAUUAGGCAAAACAUGCCAAGUAAUAAUACACAUCCUCGAAGCACGACUUCGAAUCCCGCCCGUGAAAAGACGAAGAAGGCCAAGAAAAAGGCCAAAGAAAAGACAAAAAAAUCUUCGAAAAUUGAAGCCCCCAAGGUUACUAAGAACGAUGUCGUCCCAAAAAUUAAAAUUGCUGCCUUGCAAGAGUACGAGGAUAUAUCGCCAGUUACCGGCGAAGAAAGUGAAUCAGAACCUGAACGUCCGACUGUGAUUAUGCAACGUUCUCCUUCGCCGAUAGCACCAGUCAUCCCAAAGAAAACCCGUGGCGAAAAGAAGAAAAAGAAAAAGGCCAAAGGAGUACCAAAGGUGAAGAGUGGUAAACACAAACCAGUGAAGAGGAAACGUUCACCAUCGCCUGUUAAACAACAACUGUCUGUCAGCGAAUCUGUACAUUCACCGAUUUCACCAGCAGUUGAUAAGGAGAAUUAUAAAGAUAUGAGUCCAGUAAGAGCUGUAAAUCAGAGCAAACGUCAUGUCAAAGAAGCAAAAGCUUAUUCAAGCCAGAAUGAUGUUGAACCAGUUAAAAAGAAAAGUAAGCUUCAUAAAAAGCAAAAAUCGAGUAAGACUGAGUCACCUGUACUGCCACGAGCAUAUCAACCAAAAGAUAUGAAUAGUCCAAGUCCCUAUAGAUCACCAGAACAGACACGCUCACUAACGCCAGACAGACAGAUGUCAUAUAGACGAUCUAGAUCACCAUACCGAAGGAAAAGCCCUUCAUUAAAUAGAUCUGGAAGGAGAUAUCAUCAUUCACCAUCAAGGUCACCCUAUAGAAUGUUAAAUAGACCAUAUAUUUCACCUUACAGAUCACCAUUUAGGUCGCCACCUUAUAGGUCACCACCCUACAGGUCACCGUAUAGGUCUCCUCCUGGUUACAGAUCCCCAUAUUAUAAUUCACCAUACAGAUCGCCACCUGGCUACUGGUCACCAAAGCGAUCCCCAGGCUAUCAGAGAAAAGGACGGGUAGUUCAUUCCGGACAAAGAUACUCACGGUCAAGAAGCCCAUCUCCACGUAAAAUGAUCAGGUCUGCUGUUAAAGCUAUGAAGUCUAAGCCAGAGGUAAAACAUGCAACAAAGUCACAUCGGCAUUCGGAAUCCGAGUCGGAUAACAAACAUGUGUCACGGAAGAACUCUACAUCUCAUAAAAAGCAUGAAACAUUGUAUCGGAAGUCUCCGGUGCGGAAAAAAGCUGAAGAUAGUGGGUAUAGGGAUAAAGACCGAGAUAAAGAUGAUGGUAAUAAAAGUAAAUGUCAUUCAAGUGCCAGCAGCUCUAGUAGCUCAAUGAGUAAGAAAAAAGACUUAAUUAAAGUUGAUGUAAAAGCUGAAUUUGUGGAAACUAUGUCUCCUAUAACCCCACCUGUGAAGGUCUCUACACCUCAACUGCCACCACCACUAGCUGACACAGAUGCUAAAGUGUCAUUACCUAAUGAGGAGCCUAAACCACCAUUGCCUAAUGAAACUGAUACAGCCCCUUUACCUGUUGAAGAGGCCAAAGUGCCACUACCUGAUAAAGAAAUAACUAUGGAGAGUGUUCCAAUGCCACCUUUACCUGAUACAGAGCCACCCCCACUUCCCCCAGAUGAUGACACACCUGCCCAACCAGCACUCCCCCCAUUACCUUUGCCUCCUGUUCUUCCCAACCUACCAGAUGAGUCUCCAGGCUCAGAGUUGUCAGAUGCAUCUGAUGUAACUAAGGAACAAGGUGAGGUGUCCUUAGACUCUAAACCCACAACACCAUCUGUCAUGUCAACUCCUGGGAAAUCUGAAGACGAAUCAGAUGAGGAGGGUGAAUGGGGGGAGAGAUGUGUGGAUAUGUUUGAUAUUAUUGCUAUUGUUGGUGAAGGAACAUUUGGACAAGUAUAUAAAGCGAAGGAAAAAGAGACAGGGGAAGUUGUGGCGCUGAAGAAAGUUCGAUUAGACAAUGAAAAAGAGGGUUUUCCUAUCACAGCAGUGAGAGAAAUCAAAAUUUUACGUCAGCUGUGUCACAAAAACAUCGUCAAAUUACAGGAAAUUGUCACGGAUAAGAAGAACGCGAUGGAUUUCCGAAAAGAUAGAGGGGCUUUUUAUCUUGUGUUUGAAUAUCUUGAUCACGACUUGAUGGGUAUACUCGAGUCUGGCUUAGUGUACUUCUCAGAUGAACAUAUUCAGUCGUUUAUGAGGCAGCUAAUGGAUGGUCUCAACUACUGUCACGAGCGAAACUUUUUACACCGGGACAUCAAAUGUUCUAAUAUUUUCUUAAAUAACAAGGGAGAGAUUAAACUUGGAGACUUCGGACUGGCAAGGUUAUACAACUCAGAUGAAAGUCGUCCAUACACAAAUAAAGUAAUCACACUAUGGUAUCGUCCUCCUGAAUUACUGCUUGGUGAAGAGAGAUAUGGCCCAGCGAUUGAUAUUUGGAGUUGCGGAUGUAUCCUUGGAGAACUUUUUAUGAAGAAACCACUCUUUCAAGCUGGCGAAGAACUUGGUCAGCUUGAACUGAUCAGUCGGAUAUGUGGCACUCCAACACCAGCGGUAUGGCCUGACGUGAUCAACCUACCUCAUUUUAGCACUAUAAAACCAAAGAAACAAUAUCGACGAAGACUUGUUGAGGAAUAUAUAACUCUUCCACCAGUUGCUCUGGACUUGUUAGAUCGAAUGUUGAUACUCGAUCCAUCCAAGAGAAUUACAUCUGAACAGUCGCUGCAGCAUGACUUCCUAAAGGAUGUUGACCCCGCAAAGAUUGCUCCUCCCAGUUUCCCGCUUUGGCAAGACUGCCACGAGAUGUGGUGUAAAAAAAGGAGGCGAAAUAAGGAGGGCAAGGGUCAAGAGGAAAAUUCACGCUCUUCUGGUAGUAAACAAACGAGGAAAGACUCUGCCUCUGCGAGCACAAAAUCUUCUAACAACGGUGGGACGGAAGGGCAGCAUGUCCCUAAAACAGACAACGGAGUCGGUGUUGAGAAAACCUCGGGUCCAGCGAACCUGACAACUGCUGCAGGUCUUAAAGAUUCGCUGUCUAAAAUAUACGAGCAGAAAAAAAUGCACAACAGUUCCCAUUCCGAAGGAGCAGAUGGACAUAACGUAAACUCCGUUGCAAAACCAGGCAGUAAUGAUUUAGGAACACGAGCAGCAGACGGUGAGGACCAUGUUCUACCGGCUAAAAGCGACAAAGAUCGACGACAGUCCGAUUCUUCUUUUAUUGACUAUAAACCCUACAGUGCGGAAACUGAUGGGCGCACGAGGGAUAAGAGUUCUGAUCGCCAUUGAUCAACUGAGAUCAUAAUCCUGCUAAAUAUUUGUCAUAUGGUUACACGGUACGAAAGGUAGAUGCCUAAACCUCCGAAUUUAAGUCCCACAUACCUUCAACACAAGGUUGGGUUGAGGGCCGAGUAAGUGUCGGUUACUGCAUAGAUUCUUUAUUGAAAAAAACUAAAUGAUGUUUACUUGUUAAUGACUCACUUUUUGUGCGUCCCCAACGGGGGGUAUCGAGCGGCGAUAAUGGGUGCUGGGCACUGUCCCCCUUGUACCACCCGUGGUGGGUCAAACUUUCUUCUGCAAAAAUUUAGUCCCAUUCUAUAUUCAAGUCUAUGCGAUAAAACUUCACCCCAUAUUCUUCCAAAUUUCCCGAUAUAAGGCUCUGAGGGUGCUUAAAAAUGAAUACGCCAACGAGGUUUACGGUAUCACAGUAUCAAUAAUAAUUAAUAAAGAUUCAUUUAUCAGGUUUUUAGAGAGAAUGCACAUUUAAUCUCAUUUGAAAUUAUCGUGCUUUUUCGUUAUGUGGGCAUGUAGCUCUUUGGCUAUUUCUGUUAAAGUUGUUUUAACAUAUCUCGUUACUUGACUAUAUACAAUAAUGCGAUCCUUCAAAUGAGAGUACCGUCUUCCUACGAUGACCUUUACAUUGGCUUGAUAGGAAUAAAUAAUGGAAAGUAUUCUAGUAAGUUUCUGUGUUCUAGUGUUUCGAAAAUCUAUUUGGUGUAAACUGUUUCUGUUUUUCGAAAAUCUAUUUGGUGUAAAAUGUUUAGGAAAUGUGAUUUGUCCAGACACACAAACGCUGCUGUGAAGCUUUUCCGCAAUCGCCAUCAAACACUAGGGCUGUGCAAGGAACUCGAAGGAAGUAAAAAUCCACACUGUCACAUUUUAGAGGGAAAAAAUAUACUUCCCGUGAUUUCUUCCUAUCGAGCUAUCUUAAUUGCCAGUAACACACGAACAAAACAUAUUUGUAAAUUUUUAAAACGGGCAAGUUUAGCAACAUUUCCUUAUAAUGUAGUUCUAGUGAAUUAAUCUGCCUCGGGAGUCUCCUUGUUUGUAUCUAAUUUGUAUGUUUAUAGUGUCAAAUCUGAAUUAUAU
This is a messenger RNA of Dendronephthya gigantea, 4524 nucleotides long. Its product is annotated as cyclin-dependent kinase 12-like. The record is from RefSeq and is a predicted model, not a curated record. Gene Ontology annotation, biological process: transcription elongation by RNA polymerase II; protein phosphorylation; positive regulation of transcription elongation by RNA polymerase II. Bases 178 to 3444 code for a protein of 1088 amino acids. Lineage: Eukaryota; Metazoa; Cnidaria; Anthozoa; Malacalcyonacea; Nephtheidae. Gene Ontology annotation, molecular function: cyclin-dependent protein serine/threonine kinase activity; cyclin binding; ATP binding. The transcript is spliced from 9 exons. Gene Ontology annotation, cellular component: cyclin/CDK positive transcription elongation factor complex; nucleus.